UCCUCCUUCUUUUAAUAUAUUUAGGGUUUUUGGAAUCUCCGGUCUUUUCCAAGCCACCUCCUUAUGACUACUACUUAAUUCGUGCUUCGAUUCUUGGGCUCGUUGAAAUCCUGGCAUUUCUUCGCUGCUCUUUUAUUGUUUGUUACAAGUAUUGAUGGUUCAGCUGAUGAAAUCCGGGAAUCUGCUUUCUGGCUCUGAAACGGCACCGUGCCUUGACAAGGUACCGGUGAAGUUGGAGAUCGAGGACCCCCUGGAAGAAGAGCAUGGGUCUCUUCGCAAACGUCUAAAACCUUCAUCUGAUCAAUUAGAGCAACUGAGUGCUUCAACACAUGCAUCUAUUAGCUCUCCUUCCCCAUUCAAUAUUCUUGAUGAGCCUAGCCCUUUGGGUUUGCGCCUUAGGAAGAGCCCUUCACUGUUAGAUUUGAUCCAGAUGAAGCUUUCCCAAGGUAGUAUAUCUAUUGCAAGUACACAAAAUGAAACUGUAAGCUCUGGAGUGAAGCAGGAGAGUGGAGGUGUUGCUGCAUCUGGUACUACUGACAAGCUUAAGGCUUCAAAUUUCCCAGCUUCACUUUUAAGAAUUGGUUCUUGGGAGUGUAAGUCAAGAUAUGAGGGUGACCUAGUGGCAAAGUGUUACUUUGCUAAACAUAAGCUUGUUUGGGAAGUUCUUGAAGGUGGGCUUAAGAGCAAAAUAGAAAUUCAGUGGUCAGACAUCAUGGCAGUUAAGGCAAAUUGUCCUGACAAUGGACCUAGCACAUUGACUGUUGUGCUUGCUAGACAACCUCUUUUCUUCAGGGAGACUAAUCCUCAACCUAGAAAGCAUACACUGUGGCAGGCAACGUCUGAUUUUACUGAUGGACAGGCUAGCAAGCAUAGGCAGCAUUUUCUGCAAUGCCCCCAGGGGAUGUUGACCAAGCAUUUUGAGAAGCUUAUUCAGUGUGAUGUGCGUCUCAAUUUCUUAAGCCGGCAGCCAGAGAUAAUUUUGGAUUCACCCCACUUUGAUUCACGGCCUUGUGCUUUAGAGGACCCCAGCAAUCUCAAAGAUCUCGACCAAUUUUCUGCCGCACCUUGUUUUCAGCACAGAGGGUCACCUCACGCAUCCCAAUCAUCGUUUAAGAUUGAACGCAAUGAUUAUCCUGUCAUGACAUUGGAUCAUCAAUCGCAAGAAGCACCUUCCCCCAGUUCAGGGAGUGGAAGUUCUGAAACCGAUUCGAAGCACCCAGGAAAUUUGGAUCAGAUAAUAUUUCCUGGACUCCACCCUUCUAUGUCGAUGAGUGAUUUUAUGAACCAUAUCGAACAGUGCCUUUCAGAACAAAUAACCUCCAAGAAUCCAACCUUUUCCAUUGGAAGACCAGAGUACAAGGAUAUUCUCGAAGACAUCACACAACAACUGCUCAAUGACAAUCAAGUUACAGCAGACUCAGAUGAGAAAUCGCUUAUGUCAAGGGUCAAUUCUCUCUGCUGCCUUCUGCAAAAGGACCCUUCAGUUUUGCAGAACUCAAAUAUAACCGAUGCAUCCACUGCUCAGGGCUCUCAAGGUGGAUCAGAUAUUCAACUCAACCACACACUUGUAUCGACACGGGACAACGAAAGCACCACAUAUGUUAAGGUUUCUGAAGAGGACACGAAGGAUGUUUGUGAUGGUAAGCAGGCAACCAGUAUGUCCAGGAAAGAUUCGUUCGGAGAUUUGCUUCUCCAUCUCCCACGAAUCGCAUCUCUUCCGAAGUUCUUGUUUAACAUAUCAGAAGAGGAUGGAGACAGUCAAGCCAGAUAGUUUUUCUCAUGUUUGACAUCAUUUGUCACUUCUCUAAAUGGGCAAGAAUGGAGGUGUAUGGCAAGCUUUCUGAUCAUUGUAAUAUCAUGCCUCCGAGUCUACGUGUAAGCUUAAUAUUUCUACCUUGGGCGACCACUAGGAUUUUGAAAAUUUGUUUUGAUGAGAAGUCCUAGUAAAGCUCCCCCUGUAAAAAAAUGUGUAAUUAUAGGUGUUUACGCGCUACUUUUGUAACGUAUGUCUUGCCUCCAGUAUCUCGUUAAUAGUGUAUCGGCUUGCAAGUAAAUUAUGUAAUAUGUGCCAUCUAAUUAAAUCUCAGGUGUGCGGUUAUAUGUUUUA
Molecule: messenger RNA, 2107 nt
Organism: Prosopis cineraria
Lineage: Eukaryota; Viridiplantae; Streptophyta; Magnoliopsida; Fabales; Fabaceae
Exons: 6
Coding region: 155-1771 (538 amino acids)
Source: RefSeq, a predicted model, not a curated record